Messenger RNA from Pieris macdunnoughi, 225 nucleotides. Lineage: Eukaryota; Metazoa; Arthropoda; Insecta; Lepidoptera; Pieridae. The record is from the annotation of a GenBank genome assembly.
AUGAAGAAGCUGAUCAUUGGUCCCUGUAGCAUUAAAGUAAGUGGCCUUGGUAUGGCAAUGGAGGCCAUGGUACUCUCCAUUUUGGAGCCGACAGGUAUUGCUAGGGCCGAUGACAAGCGGCCGGAUGGGUCUUUCAUCCCUUGGAGGAUGGGACGGACUUUGGUAUGGGAUAAUACUUGUGUGGAAACAUUAGCCACAUCUCACUUCCCUCAGACAAGCACUUAA